This is a messenger RNA of Lathyrus sativus (Indian pea), 285 nucleotides long. The record is from the annotation of a GenBank genome assembly. Lineage: Eukaryota; Viridiplantae; Streptophyta; Magnoliopsida; Fabales; Fabaceae.
AUGGCUUCAACAAUCAUGUCAUUCACUCCAUCAACCACUAGAUUGUUUGCAACAACUGCAGCAAAGGGAACAGGUGGUGGUAGUAGUAGCAAACAAGAGAAAGGUUUUCUGGAUUGGAUUCUUGGAGGAAUGCAGAAGGAAGACCAGUUGCUAGAGACUGAUCCUAUUCUCAAGAAGGUGGAAGAGAAGAGUGCAGGAACCACUAGCAAUGGUCGCAAGAACACUGUGGCCGUGCCACAAAAGAAAAAGGGUGGUGGUUUUGGAGGCUUGUUUGCCAAGAACUGA